CCUUGUUGGCAAUGUUUCUCCUGCUCAGAUCUCGGCCAGUGCUCCAGGUCUCAGUGGUCAUGAGCUUCAGCCGCCGCGAGUUUCCACUUUCCUCAUAUGAAUGUCCAGAUAAAAUACCGCAGACUACAGAAAUUCGUGUGUGUUUCAACAAGAAAGUGAAGAGCCGUGGAGUGACAGGUGAAACCACAGCUUCAGUGCACUACACCCUUGUGCUGGAUGCGGGGCGUACACAGAGCCGUGCUGUCUUCUCUGGAACCCCACAAAAUAACAUCCGUGUGAUGACCUCAUCUCAGGAGCUCAUCACAAGUGAAGAAUGCGCCAGUUACAGGAUCACUCUUCCCAAUUGUGUGGAGGACUCUCUAACGCCUCUCCGUGUCAGUCUCAACUUCUCUUUGAGUGGGAUUCCUAUUCUUAGCGAGGACUCACGAACCAACCAGUCAGGAGAGAUUCUGUUUGAGAAGAACUGUGGUGCUGACGGGGUGUGUGAGGACGACCUGAGGAUAAACCUCUCCUUCAGUGGCCUCCAACAGCUGGUGGUUGGUUUGUCUCUCGAGGUUAAUCUAACAGUAUCAGUGACAAAUAGUGGGGACGAGUCGUACAAUUCCCGUGUCCUCAUUCCCUUCCCCCCAGACCUGUCCUAUCGCAGAGUGUCUCUUUUACAGAGCAACAAGCAGAUCACCGUCACAUGUGCAAGUGAGGAGGACCAGAGAGUGGUGACCUGCGGAGUGAACAGACCUCUGCUCAGACCCAACACUACGGCCAUCUUCUUGGUCAGUUUUCAUGUCGCACAGAAAGCAGAUCUUGGAGACUCGUUAAAUAUGACUGCCAAUGUCACCAGUGACAAUGGGAGCGUUCCCAAUGAACUAAUGAAGUCCUCAUCUGCCAUCAAAGUGCUGUACUCCAUCUAUGUAACCAUCACCAGCCUUGAAGAAUCUACCAAAUAUGAGAACUAUACGUCCCCGGAGCCCAGCAUUAAACAUGUUUACAGGGUGACAAAUCAAGGAUUACACCAGUUGUCUCUCUCGGUCACCUUUCUGAUUCCUGUCCGUUUGGGGGAAAGUAUCAUCUGGGAGACACCAAACAUCAACAGCUCAGAGCCUCAGCUCACCACGUGUAGAACAGUAAGUGAGACUGGAGGAGCACAGAACCAUCGGGAGCUCCUGAAAGAGAGUCCAGUUCUGAACUGCUCAGUCGGGACAUGUCUCCGCACUGACUGUAGCAUCAGCAAUUUGAAGGAUAGGGAAUCGGUGACCUUCACCAUCAGUGGACCAGUGAGAAGACACUGGGAGACGCAGACUGAUCAGGAGAAAGUGCUGCUCCAGAGCUCAGCGGAAAUUCACUAUGAUACUCGGGUCUAUUUCAUGGAGCAGAACUUCACCAAAGCACAGGCUCAGACAGUGUUGGAGGUAAACGUUGAGUAUAAUUACCUUCCUGUAAUCAUCGGGAGCAGUUUCGGGGGCCUGGCCCUCUUGGCCCUGAUCACUGCCGGCCUCUACAAGCUUGGAUUCUUUAAGCGUCAAUACAAGGAGAUGCUGGAUAACACAGCGGGUGAGAGUGCGGGAGAUGCCACCGCUACAGAUCCCCCAACCAAUGGAGGUCCAGAAUGAGGAGGACGGGACUGCAAAUAAUCUGCCCUCUGCUCUGUGCAAGAUACAGAGCCUCUCCAUAUCAGCCCUCCUCAUUAUCUACCCUGCAGAUAUUCUAUUCCAUUCUAUAUAUGAUGGUCAUAGACAUUAUAUGCUCAUUCAGUCAA
Bufo gargarizans (Asiatic toad) is the source of this 1753-nucleotide messenger RNA. RefSeq names its product integrin alpha-M-like. Bases 12 to 1607 code for a protein of 531 amino acids. The transcript has 15 exons. Gene Ontology annotation, molecular function: integrin binding. The record is from RefSeq and is a predicted model, not a curated record. Gene Ontology annotation, cellular component: external side of plasma membrane; integrin complex. Gene Ontology annotation, biological process: cell-matrix adhesion; integrin-mediated signaling pathway; cell adhesion mediated by integrin. NCBI's taxonomy places the organism in Eukaryota, Metazoa, Chordata, Amphibia, Anura, Bufonidae.